Molecule: messenger RNA, 2666 nt
Organism: Gavialis gangeticus (Gharial)
Lineage: Eukaryota; Metazoa; Chordata; Crocodylia; Gavialidae
Gene: STK33
Product: serine/threonine kinase 33
Exons: 14
Coding region: 382-2019 (545 amino acids)
Biological process (GO): protein phosphorylation
Molecular function (GO): ATP binding; protein kinase activity
Source: RefSeq, a predicted model, not a curated record
UCUGUGGAAAAUGAAUCCCUCCUUUUUCUGCCCAGUUGCAUUGAUGCUGUUAACAAAAAUAUAUCCUUUCUUCAGUAUAUGGAUCAACCGAGAGAGUGCUCUAAUUCACUGAGCACCAUUUCCUAGGAUUCCAGUUUGCAAAGGCCUUCAUGCAGUCAGAAUCUGCUGUACAGUAUACUGUGUUAUACCAGUCUGGUUCCUUCUUGGCACAGCAGACACUAAGAAUCAGAGAACGAGGUUUUUCUGCCACCAGAUCACUAACCGAGACCUUCCUACUCUUCUCCUCAGUUUUUUGUUCUGCUUCCUUCAACAGUGGACACAUUCCUGCCAGGCUUUGUGCUGCCAUCUAAUUUGCACAGCAGGAUCUACAAGACUGAACAGAUGGCUGGCCUCAGUCAGGGCAAGAAGACCAUAACAUGUGCCAAGUGCUUGGCCUCAUUUCAGCCAAGCAGUGUUGUAUUUUUUUGUCCCCAUUGCAACAAGGGUCCCAUGUGCUCUGGUAGUGCUGUGUUAGGGACAUCUGACUUAUCAUCCAAUGGCAGUACAAGCUCCCAUGAUGACUCGUUGCCUCAUCAGUCAAAGGAACAAGUGUCAGUUGUAGCAGAGAUGCCAAAAUCAGAACAAGUAGAACCUUAUAGAAAAAUGCUCACCCAAGUGACUCGCAGCAGUAGUGCAGAAUCUAAAGUUCCUCACACACGAAUAGAUGAUGGAGCUGCUAUUCAGCAAAUCUAUUCUUUUGGAAGGAAACUAGGACAAGGCAGCUUUGGAGUGGUUAUUGAAGUGAGGCACAAGGAAACUGGCAAAAAAUGGGCAAUCAAAAAAGUGAACAGAGAAAAGGCUGGAAGUUCUGCUGUGAAGCUACUUGAAAGGGAGGUGAGCAUCUUAAAAAGAGUGAACCAUGAACAUAUAAUACAUUUAGAAGAAGUGUUUGAGACUCCAAAGCGGAUGUUCCUUGUUAUGGAGCUGUGUGAGGAUGGAGAACUUAAAGAAAUCCUUCACAGGAAAGGACACUUCACAGAGACUGAGACAAGGCACAUCAUUCAAAGCCUGGCAUCAGCAAUAGCAUAUCUUCACAAAAAAGACAUUGUUCAUAGAGAUCUGAAACUGGAAAACAUUUUAGUUAAAAGCACUGACAUCAAUGAAGCAAACGAGAUGAAAUUAAAUAUAAAGGUGACUGAUUUUGGUUUAGCUGUACAAAAGGCAGCUCGUAGUGAAACCAUGUUUCAGUCUACUUGUGGAACUCCUAUUUACAUGGCUCCAGAAGUUAUCAGUGCCCAUGACUAUAGCCAGCAGUGUGACAUUUGGAGCAUAGGCGUCAUUAUGUACAUGCUAUUAUGUGGUGAGCCACCUUUCAUAGCAACUUUAGAGGAAAAGCUCUUUGAACUAAUAAAGAAGGGAGAACUACAUUUUAACAAUCCAAUCUGGCAAACAGUUAGUGAAGCUGCUAAACAUGUGCUGCAACUGCUUCUGAGAGUAGAUCCUGCCCAUCGAAUCACAGCUCAUGAAUUACUGGAUAACCAGUGGAUAACAGGUGACACUCAUAUUGUCCAGAGGCCAUGUAAUGUCCUGGAGCUGAUGAAAGAAUGGAAGAACAACCUGGACAUUGGUGAAGUUUGCACUGUGGAAGAGCUGAAUAAUCCUCCUACCACAGCACACCAGGCUGAAAUGAAUGAAGAGCGAGAGAGUCCUGUUAGAAGCAAUGGCAUUUUAGAGCCUGGUGCCGAAACUGAAACAGAGAGUGGAAGCAGCAAACCCUCCAUGCCAACAAAACAGGUCAAUAAGAAAAAAAAUCACACAAGUGCUCUACCAAAUGGGACACUUAAAAAGAAAAGUAUGAUCCUCAAGCCUUCCAGUGCUACUCCUGCAGGUAGGUCAGUAUCUCCAGUGUCAAAUUUAAAGCGGAAUCAGGAUUGUCAAGAGAAGAAGGGGGAGACAGACAAGUCCUUUGUGUCUGCGAGCCAGGGAAAUAAGAAUGUACAAAAACCUACUGCCACACUCAGAACCAAAAAGAAAUCAUAGGGUAUCCAUCAGGUCUGAACAACAUACUAAUGGGGCAACUGUUGCUUGUGCCAAAAUGAGGAGACUGCAUAAAAAUGGACAAGUAUAUCUAGAACUGUUUGCCUUUUUGCCCUCCUGAACCUUGUAAUCAGCAGAGAGCUCUGGCUUUCCUUUAACACUGAAGAAAAUUUUAAAGCAGUGUGAACUCCUAACCUGUAAGAGGACAUCCACUAAUAGUAUUGUUGUCAGAGUAUGGAUUAUAGAAUUGUCUAAAAAUAUAUGUAAUUUAUUUGUUCUGAGCUAGCAAGCACCAUCCAGGUGAGCAGCUCCCUUAUAGAAAUCUACUUGCUAUGUUACUUAGAUGCUUUAGUUUUGUCACAAACAUUUAGUGGGGGAUAAUGAGGCCAGAAUCUAUAAUGGAAAUUCCUAAUAACUAUGUGCACUUUGCACUGUAAGAAUUUUCUAGGAAAUUGCUUUAUAAACUUGCUCUAGGCACAAGUACUUAUGUCUCCAGAAUUUUAGGUCACUGUAGAUUGCUUACAGAACUUGUUUUAAACUUGACAAAUGGAAGAUGUAUUUUUAAGUAUAAUGAAAUUACUGCGUUUCUUGCUGCUAAAAUUUUGGUGUGUUAAUUAAAUAUUUUAAAUAAAAACAGGUGUUAGAAUAAU